AUGUUCCUUCGAACUGGAGAUGUAUCGGAUCUAUCAAGAUCUAUCUAUCUAUAUAUCUAUUUAUCUAUCUAUCAAUCUCUUCUAAUUUUUGUACGCUGCUAUCGAUAUGUCAUCUGUACAUUUCUAUUUCUUAUCCUAUUAUUUUUCUAUCUAUCUAUCUAUCUAUCAUGUUCAUUCUUGCUCUUUUUCUAUCUAGCUUCUAAUUUUGUACGCUGCUAUCGAUAUGUCAUCUGUACAUCUGUAUCCUUUCUUAUCCUAUUAUCUAUCUAUCUAUCUAUCUAUCUAUCUAUCUAUCUAUCUAUCUAUCUAUCUAUCUAUGUGUUCCCUACUGUCCGUACAAUAUUAUUCGAUUUGAUAACUGCCAUUAUCACGUUUCAUCUUCGUCAUUCAAAACUGAUAUCCAGCAACUUCCUGUUCUUAUCUUUCUUUUACGCGUUCACGCGUUCUCUCUCUCUCUCUCUCUCUCUCUCUCUCUCUCUCUCUCUCUCUCUCUAUUCUCAUCUUUAUCUUUUUCUAUAUCUUAUUUGCCUUAAUCUCUCCAACAUGAAAAAUCGUAUAAAUUAUCUCUCUCUCUCUCUCUCUCUCUCUCUCUCUCUCUCUCUCUCUCUCUCUCUCUCUCUCUCUCUCGUGGUUUCGACAGUGUUAAAGGUUCUUUACACCUGUUUCCCGCCUUUUUUCUUUCUUCUGGCUUUCUCAAUCUCUUCUUAUUUUUUCUGA
This is a messenger RNA of Acanthosepion pharaonis, 717 nucleotides long. The record is from the annotation of a GenBank genome assembly. NCBI's taxonomy places the organism in Eukaryota, Metazoa, Mollusca, Cephalopoda, Sepiida, Sepiidae.